Molecule: messenger RNA, 1137 nt
Organism: Nakaseomyces glabratus
Lineage: Eukaryota; Fungi; Ascomycota; Saccharomycetes; Saccharomycetales; Saccharomycetaceae
Gene: BAG7
Product: GTPase-activating protein BAG7
Biological process (GO): regulation of fungal-type cell wall organization; activation of GTPase activity; signal transduction
Cellular component (GO): cell cortex
Molecular function (GO): GTPase activator activity
Source: RefSeq, a predicted model, not a curated record
AUGUUUUGGAACAAGAAGACGCCGGUGCUGGACCACUACCAGUUCAAAGGCAGUGUGUUUGGCGUGAGUCUGGACGAGUCGCUGAACACUGCGAACUCGCAGGUGAAGUUCGUGGACGACUCGGAGAAGACAGGGAGGAUACCCGUGAUAGUUGCCAAGUGCGGGCACUACUUGAAAAACAACGCGCUGGAGACGCCUGGGAUAUUUCGGGUGGCUGGGAACAGCAAGCGGAUACGAGAGCUGCAGAAUGUAUUCUCGGAGGGUCCUGAUUAUGGCAGGAGCUUCAACGAGUGGGACCAGUACAGUGUGCACGACGUAGCUUCUUUGCUCAAGCGGUACCUGACCAACAUGAAGAACAACGAGGCGCUGAUACCGAGUGACACCACUGAUGUGUUCGAGAGAGUACUUUUGCAGCACCCGGACGUGGUACAGUACCUCAAAGGAAGUUACUCGAGUGUAGUGGACCUGCAGAGUAAUAACAGCAGCACUGAGAGCGCUGUGGUCAGUGCCACCGCUGACACCGCUGACACCGCUGACACCGCUGACACCCCUAACACGGCUGGCAGUGUAAACAGGAUUAACGAACCAAUAGACAGUAUCAACAGCAUAGCCAUACAGUAUAAAGAUAUAGUAGUGACGCGACUGGAGCAGGACCGCAAGUACAUGUUCAUGUACCUGCUUGAUCUGCUGGGCAUGUUCGCAGCGCACUCAGGCGUCAAUUUAAUGACGCCGUGCAACCUUGCGGCGAUAUUCCAACCUGCCAUACUGGGCCAGGAGCGGAUAGUAGACAGCACUAAAGCGGACAGACUGGUUGUGGAGUUUAUGAUACAGUACAGCGACAAGCUACUAGAGCUGUUACACCUGGACAACGAAGUGUCGCGUGCCGUGGACCCCAUCUCUCCGCUGUCGCAGUCUCCACUACGGAUGCACAACAUGCACCACACAUACUACUACCGGGGCUCAAUGACCCCACCUAGACACACUACAGGGAGUGCGGGCACUUGUGCGACUAGCGACAUGACGCCAGCACGGGAAGUACCGCGCGGUGCGAUCGGCGACGUGCUGGACACGGCCGAUCGCACGGGCAGACGGUCCUCAUUGCCGUGGCUGUACAAGCUAAGACACAAACAGCUCUAA